CGACGGUCACCCUCUGUCUUGUACUCCCAGGAUUUCGUAGCUCUCACUGGUGAACGUCUUGCUUGCUUCUUCCAGAUGAGAUAGUGGUUUGCCAUGGACCUUCUUGAGCCUUCUCCUCAAUCGCUGGCGUUCCGGGCCAAUUUAGCUAGCCUGGUGUCACCCCUCCGCCGACUCAAGCCGAGGGUGCCCUUCUUCCGCCUGCCAGCACACCGUAUACCGACAUUAUGGUCAUGGUAUAGACCUCUUCUCCGCUACGCGCCAACCGAGAAUGAAAGAUCAAGCAACGUGUGCGCCGGUUAGCAGAUCAGAAUCGAGCGCAUGUUGGCGUGAAGAGGACGAGGGCAACGCUGCAGACUGGGUAUAAGUGGCUCGACGUCUUCAAGCGU
Schizophyllum commune H4-8 is the source of this 386-nucleotide messenger RNA. RefSeq lists its product as uncharacterized. The transcript is spliced from 3 exons. The coding region runs from base 94 to 300 and encodes 68 amino acids. The record is from RefSeq and is a predicted model, not a curated record. NCBI's taxonomy places the organism in Eukaryota, Fungi, Basidiomycota, Agaricomycetes, Agaricales, Schizophyllaceae.